AUAAUCAAGUCUCAGCUGCAGGGAACUCUGCAGCAGCUAGAGGCCACCAAUCAGCAACACGCCACCAGCUUGCAGCAACUAGAGACCACCAAUCAGCAACAAGCCACCAGCUUGCAGCAACUAGAGACCACCAAUCAGCAACAGGCCAGCAGUUUGCAGCUACUGGAAGGAACUCUGCAGCAUCAAUCAGCAACCUUACAGGAAUACGCCACAUACCUGCAGCAACUUCAAGACAAGGUAACCGGCCUUCGCACCUGCAAGGAACUUCUCAACAACGGCCACAAUACCAGUGGAGUCUACAUGAUCUACCCUGAAGGAGGAGGGAUCAGCCCCAUCCAUGUCUACUGUGACAUGGACACUGACGAGGGAGGGUGGACGGUGUUCCAGAGAAGGCAAGAUGGUUCAGUAGAUUUCUACCUGGAUUGGCAGGCCUACAAGACAGGGUUUGGGGACCUGAGAGGAGAAUUCUGGCUGGGUAACGACAACCUGCACCACCUGACGGCACAGGGAGGGUACGAGCUGAGGGUGGACCUGAAAGACUUCGAGGGAAACUCGGCCUAUGCCAAGUACAGCAACUUCAGGGUGGAGGACGAAGGGAACCUGUACAGGCUGACCGUGGAGGGAUAUUCAGGAACUGCAGGAGAUGGUAUGGCUGUACAUUCAGCCAUGAUCUUCUCAACCAAGGAUAACGGACAUGAUAUUCACGACUGUGCCCAGAGGUUCAAGGGAGGCUGGUGGUACAACCAGUGUCAUCAUGCCAACCUAAAUGGCCUGUACCAUGGUGGAGCUCACCAGUCUUAUGCAGAUGGGGUUAACUGGGGAUUAUGGAAGGGCCAGUACUAUUCUCUCAAACACACGGAGAUGAAAAUCAGGCCUCGUUAGAUCCACCUGGUCUCGGCUUGUGUUUUUAUUUAUGACCAAACCGUGAUUUAGGGUAAUUUAGUAAAAUCGAAUCACAGGGACCUUAACACUCUACCUACUGAUUUCUGUCGAAACUUAUAAACAAUCCAUACAUGUAUGCACCAUUAGAAUAUUACAUGUUAAAUAUGAUAUGGCUACCAUGGGAAACAUCACCAGUACUUAGUGUCAAACGUACAAGACAAAACCUCUUGUUGAAAGGUACCCUGAAAAUAUAUUCCGAUGUACGCAUUGAUAAAAGAAUAAACUCUUCAUUCUCA
This is a messenger RNA of Branchiostoma floridae (Florida lancelet), 1178 nucleotides long. RefSeq names its product ficolin-1-like. The transcript is spliced from 5 exons. Bases 301 to 882 code for a protein of 193 amino acids. The record is from RefSeq and is a predicted model, not a curated record. NCBI's taxonomy places the organism in Eukaryota, Metazoa, Chordata, Leptocardii, Amphioxiformes, Branchiostomatidae.